This is a messenger RNA of Podarcis lilfordi (Lilford's wall lizard), 7874 nucleotides long. Lineage: Eukaryota; Metazoa; Chordata; Lepidosauria; Squamata; Lacertidae. The record is from the annotation of a GenBank genome assembly.
AUGGCUCGUUCAGAAGGCAGUCGGUGAGUAGGAGAUUGCCGCGGUGCCUCUGUAUGUGGAGCUCUUAGGGUGAUUCUCAGUGGGCAAAUCCCAAAACAAGGACUCAUAGACUCCAACAGAUGACUGGAGCCAGAUGAAUGCCAACAAAGUAGAGUAGCCUAGUUUAUGUACAAUCCCUGUAUCACCUAAACAGGUGAACACGAGGCAUGCUCAGAGUCCAAGGACACAGUGCAGCCAGGCCAAAAUACCUCUCUUGGGCUUGCCAAUCAGAAAGUUCAGUGGUUCGAAUCCCCACAACAGGGUGAGCUCCCGUUCCUCUGUCCCAGCUCCUGCAAACCUAGCAGUUCGAAAGCACACUAGUGCAAGUAGAUAAAUAGGUACCACUGUGGCAGGAAGGUAAACGGCGUUUCUGUGUGCUCUGGCUUCCAUCACUGUGUCCCUUUGCGCCAGAAGCCGUUUAGUCCUGCUGGCCACAUGACCCGGAAAGCUGUCUGUGGACAAAUGCCAGCUCCCUCAGCCUGAAAGCGAGAUGAGCGCCACAACUCCAUAGUCGCCUUUGACUGGGCUUAACCAUCCAGGGGUCCUUUACCUUUUUUGUGUGAUGAAUGUGGCCUGGGAGAGCUCUGAGGGCCAUCUGGAGAGGGCUGCAUAAUGUCUAUGGAAGAUCCGUUCCUCAAUCCAGACCAGGAUUCCGGAAUGCUUAGCCUGGGGAGCUAAAUUCAGCCCCCUAGGACUGAGAUUUCUCACUUCUGGUUUAUACAUACCCUCCAACAUUCCUCAGAUGAAAAUAGGGAUGUCCUAUUCAACAGCAGCAGCAGCAACAACAAUUGUAUUAUUUAUAUCCCGCCCAUCUGAUUGGGUUUCCCCAGCCACUCUGGGUGGCUUCCAACAUAUAUAAAAACAUAUUAAAAUUAAACAUUAAAAACCUUCCCUAUACAGGGCUGCAUUCAUAUGUCUUCUAAAGGUUGUAUAGUUACUUAUCUCCUUGGCUCGGGGGUCACAUAACUCCAGACCCUCUAACAUUUCUCCAAUGAAAAUAGGGAUGUCCUAAGGUAACCUAGGGACGUGGGUGGUGCUGUGGUCUAAACCACUGAGCCUCUUGGGCUUGCUGAUCAGAAGGUUGGCGGUUUGAAUCCCCGCAACGGGAUGAGCUCCCGUUUUGAGUGUUUUGCUUCCAGUUUGAGUGUCACACGUCCUUUUUGAGUGUUACAUUGAGGUCUAUCUGUUUUUGCCAUUUAUUUUGCGUUUUUGUUUUUGCGGCUCUCUUUUGUUGGUUUUUGUGACUGUGUGGAACCCAGUUCAGCUACCGAUUGAUUGAUUGUGUGACUGCUGCUCAUUGCUUAUUGCUUUCAUUUUAUGGAUCAGUGGUCUCAUCAGAUAGUAAAAUCCAUGUUAAAUUGGUGUUUUAGGGGUUGUUUUUAGAAGUCUGGGAGGAUUAAUCCAUUUUGCAUUACUUUCUAUGGGAAAGCACACCUUGGUUUUGGAACGCUUUGGUUUUGGAACGGACUUCCGGAACGGAUUAAGUUUGUGGACCAAGGUGCCACUGUAAUUCACAAUCCAUUCCUUCUGUUUUGUUCCCUGUCGGCUGUUGCUUUAUCACAUACCCUCAAAGAGCAAACGAGGUCACGCGUUCCCUUGCCUCCUUUUCUGCCCCCUCUAGGCUGAAUGUGUCACCCGAGGAGAAGGCCCCUCUGUCUCCGAGGUCGAAGACCUUCCUCGGCCUGCGUUCCAUCGCAAGCAAGAUCCUGGGGGCCCUGGAGCAGACGCUGCUCAUCUUGGCCGUGCUGGUCUACAGCAUCUUCCUGGCGGAGAUCAUGUUCCACGUUGUCGUCUCCCUCUCCAUCCCACUCGCCGUCUUGCACGACCGCAUGGUCCCUGCUUCCCUGGUCUUCAUGGAUGCCUUGGCUCCCGCCACAGAAGUCUUCUACAACGAAGUGCUUGGGGCCCUUCUGAUUUUCCUGGGUGCCUUGCUGCUGCCGCUGACCGCCGGCUGCUGCCUGCACCUCUUCCUGCUCCCCAGCUAUUUCAGGCUGCUGCGGCUGGCCUGGUGAGGAUGGCGGUCCUGAGAAUCCAGCUCAAUACAAGCAACAUGAACCAGCCGCGUGGUCUGAGCUCCUGCUUGCGUGGCGAGUUCCGCGCCCCCCCCAGUGGAAAUAAUGACACAUGACAUGAUUAUUAAGGUUAAUGGGCUAAAUAAGGCCACAACUUUAUUGGUUACAGGUGAUGAGCGGUAUUGCCUUAGGCAUUGGUCCUAACCGACUAUAUCCGGCUUCAGCCCGUCCGCUUGAAGUCUGGGAAGGGUUAACCACCAGUAGGGGGAGUCCUGCUGAUGCACAUCAACUAGGAACUCCCCCGGGGUCACUGCUAUGGGGCGUGCCUUAGGCCCUCACCUCCCCAGGCUUCAGACAUGGCCACGCCCCCCGGAAUCCAUUAACGGACUUCCCUUCAAUAUGCGGGGCAGGUGAUGGUGUUACCUCCCCUUUUCCACCUACAGAACAAUACCAAUGCCUAAUUGCCAAUACCAAGAAAGUUGUGACGAUUUGCUACCAGGUAGGCGAAAACCAGGGAUGCGGGUGGUGCUGUGGGUUAAACCACAGAGCCUAGGACUUGAUGAUCAGAAGGUUGCAGGCUGCUAAAGCUUUUGUCCUGUUUAACCCACUUGCAAAGCACCCUCCUCUCUCUACUCCUCUUGCAGCGAACAGACUACACACUGCUAAAUAAGUUUAGACGCUUUACUUACAAAUUCAAAGGUCAGAUUCAUGCAUUUAUUCAAGCAGCAGCAAGGAGAACACAGGCAGAAUACUCUUGGAUAGGAAAUACAGCAACAUAGCUUCAAACACAUGCUCUGGGCUUGCAGCUUGCUUAGACACAUCUUCCAUGGUCAGUUACAUGUUGUGGAGAUAGAGGGAAGAGAAGGUUUCACUUCCACCUACUUUGGAGAAGAGGGGGUUGACCUAGCUGUGUCUAGGAAUCUCACUCUGUGGUCUUAACUCCUUCAUGCACUAACUAGUACUCAUACAUAGUUAUGUUUGGCCGCAAUUUCCCCAAAACAGUAGGAUGGACAUUCAACAAUGCCUGUUGCUCAACAGUGCAACAGGCUGCCUCAAAACAUAGUGGACUCUCUGUUUCAUUAGGGGUCUUUACAAGCAGAGGCUGGAUGCGUCAGGAAUUAGGGAUUAGCAGAUUUCCUACAACAAUCACCAGGAAACCAUGCUCAUGUUGGGACAACUUGGUACCGUAUUGGCCUUUUGGGCCUCAGAAUCACAUGGUUGCCUCAAGAAUGCAGCUGUGCUGACUUUGAAUCUUCUUAGGUUGGGUGGCAUCUUUCUGAAGGGCCGGCGACCCACAUGAGGCUUAUCACCAAAGCCUAAACCAUUGAACACCCACGUCCAGUGGCUUUCAGCACCAUCUCAAACGGCAGUGACACCGCGCUGCUGGACUUGCCUCCCAGUGCCCUUUCCUCACUUCCUGCCAGCCUGGAGUCAGCUGGGCCUUCCAUUAAGACCACACCCAUUUGUGACAUCACCGGAAGGAAGCAUGACAGGGUGACAGAGGUGCCAUGCUCACACAGCCCUGGCAGCGGCCCAAGGCUGUUGAGGAACCAUGGCAGGAGAGAGGGCUCCACUCAUUUGGAAGACGGACAGAGGUCGGGCGUGAGGUCAGGCAGGCAGGCCAAUGGGACAGAGGGCAAGGUGCAGAUGGUGCGAGGAACAAGGUGGGUCCACUUCACUGCAUCGGGCAAGUCAGGUUAGAAGCAGGAAGGAUCCUUCUCACCUGUUUGCCUUUCGCUCUCUAGCAUUGUUGCCACUCCCCGGUCCCCGAGUCCUGGGACUUCACAGAGUAAUAACAACAACAACAACAACAACAAUAAUUGUAGGGAUAAUAAUAAUUGUAGGGAUGAUCGCUGGGUGCGGAGCACACUCCCUGCCCACAGGCAACCUCAGCUGUGUGCAUGCGCGACCUUGGGAUGUGGGGCACACUCCCCCUCACAGAUAAAGCCACAGCUUUCUGAACAUCUUGCCCUCUGUCUAACCUUUUGCGUUCUCAGUAGUCUGUGGUGUCCUGUCUGUAACCUUUGUCUCUGAGACCUUUGUCUCAGGUGGAAACAGGUGCCAAAAUAGCUUUGUACCACCCCACGAUCUCGGGACUGGCAGACUUGUAAAGGCCACAGCCCAAAAUGUAUCUGCCUGGGUUUGCAUAUUGUGUCAAUAAAAGGAGCCUCCACAGAGCUGGCCGGCAGCUUGCUUGCAGCUCACUUGCGCGCAGCUCACCUGCAUUAUCAACUCCUGCCUCAUGUCCUUCACUUCAAUAAUAAUAAUAAAUUUUAUUUAUACCCCACCCUCCCUGGCCAGAGCCGGGCUCAGGACGGCUAACAUAUUUGCAUAUUGUGUCAAUAAAAGCAGCCUCCAUAGAGCUGGCCGGCAGCUUGCUUGCAGCUCACUUGCGCGCAGCUCACCUGCAUUAUCAACUCCUGCCUCAUGUCCUUCACUUCAAUAAUAAUAAUAAUAAAUUUUAUUUAUACCCCGACCUCCCCAGCCAGAGCCGGGCUCAGGGCGGCUAACACCAAUAAAAUCACAGUAAAAACAUAAUAGGGGGGAAAGAGAGGGGGAAAAAAACCCCCAAUUUAAAAUACAGGUUAAAAUGCAAUUUAAAAUGCAGUCUCAGUUUAAAGUAGCCGAUAAAUCAAGACCAUAAGGGGAGGGAAACAUAAGGGUCAGACUGAGUCUAAACCAAAGGCCAGGCAGAACAGCUCUGUCUUGCAGGCCCUGCGGAAAGAUGUCAAGUCCUUCAGGGCCCUAGUCUCUUGUGACAGAGCGUUCCACCGAGUCGGGGCCAGUGCUGAAAAGGCCCUGGACCUAAUUGAAACCAAUCUAACCACCUUGCGACUUGGGACCUCCAAAAUGUUGUCAUUUGUGGACCUUAAGGUCCUCCACGGGGCAUACCAGGAGAGGCGGUCCCGUAGGUACAUGGGUCCUAGGCCACAUAGGACUUUAAAGGUCAAAACCUUUAGCCAUAGCAUUGUAGGUACUCCCAGGAGCCAUCUAGUCCAAACCCCUGCAGUGCAGGAAUCCCAGCUGAAGAACUCCUGACAAAUGGCCACUUUCCCCUGCGGUUUAGCGCUGAAUUGGAACAAAUGGCCGUUGGGUGGACAAGCCCUUUCAGAAAGUUGGCUUGACUCAAAGAAUCAGGCAGGAGAUGCCUUGCCCAGUGCUUGUUAUUAUUACCUGGUUUGGGGAAUCUUCUCUAUCUGGCUAAAUUACUGCCUGGGAGACAGGUGUGGAGAACCUUUGGCACCUGCAGAGGUAGCUGACCCACACCUCCAGGUGUUGCUAAGCUCAUCUCUAAACUACAACUCUAAACACAUUGGGGAUGAUGGGAGUUGUAGUUCAGCAACAUCUGUUUGGCCAGAGUCUCCCCACCCCUGCCUCGCAGGUUCUCGAGCAGAGAUACACAAUCUCUCCUUCCUCAUAGGCUUUUAAGCAGUGGUUGGAUGGUCAUCUAUCAUGAAUGCUUCAGUUGAGAUUCCUGCAUUGCAGGGGGUUGGGCUGGAUUACCCCCGGGUCCCUUCCAGCUCUGCAAUUCUAUGAUUCAAUGAAUAAUGAUCAGAAAGAAAAGGGGAGGCGAUGAAGGACUGGAGAUUUAUGGCUUUUCAGUGGUGGUGAUGAACCAAGGACUUAUUGGAAGAGGUGUCGUGAUCAGGGGGCGAAUAAAGGCGUCAUGACACCUGGGGCGGGGUGUCGCUACAUAGGGUACAUAUGCGGCGCCGCUAUGUACGACGCAUGCGCUGUACGUAGUGAUGCUGCACAUGAGCUGUACAUAGCGGUUUGCCGGCACCGGCGCUCCAGUGCCGUAUGGAUGGUGCUAGGAUCCUCUGCUUGCAGCUGUAGCAGUAAAGGAGGGCACUGGAGCACCGCCGCCAGCAGACCGCUAUGUACAGCGCAUGUGCAUUGUCGUUUGUACAGUGCAUGCAUGCGAUGCCGCACAUGUGCUGUAUGUAGCAGUUUGCUGCCAGCGUUGGGAUCCUGUGCUUGCGGAUGCAGCCGUGAACAGAGGAUCCUUCAUAUGUGGCUGGGGUGGUGUGAUGGCUGCUUGCGCCGCCGCGAGCCCCCGUGGCGUGCCUUCUUGUCAACCCCCAAACAUAGCACCUGGGGCGCACUGCCCCCCGCCCCCUGUUGCGAUGCCACUGGUCGUGAUCUGGGGUCAUAGGGGGUUGAAGACCCGCUCCUGUUUCUACAGCAGGCUUCCUAAUUCCAGGGUUCUAGAGCCACCCAUUCAGCAAGAAAGGGGAUUUUCUUUAGCCACUGAGAGAAAGCAUUCUCACCCCUUGUGCUGAUGGGAGCCAAUCAGAGUGAAAGGAGGUGAGUCGGCCACUGAGGAUUGGCUCCUAGGGUCACGCUGGAGAAAGUGUUUGGGACGAACACUGAGUUGUUUUUCUGUAUGCUGCAAAGCCAAGGAUUGAGGAACACAAGGCACUUCCAUUACAAGAAAAAUGGUGCUCAAGUUCUGCUGUGUAUAGGAAAAUACAAGUCAAUUAGGAAAAACGAGAUUGGAGCACUCCAAAUCGUAUGUCCAUGUACAUGCAUGGAAAAUAGUGGCUCUAGCUGAAAGGUAACAUGUGGAGAUCUGUAGAGAUGGUUGCGUCUCUAAUUAUUACAGUCAUACCUCGGGUAACAGACGCUUCAGGUUGCGUUUUUUUCGGGUUACGGACCCGCCAAAACCUGGAAGUACUAGAACAGGUUACUUCCGGGUUUCGGGGAUCGCGCUUUGCGCAUGUGCAGAAGCGCCGAAUCGCAACCCACGUGUGCGCCGAUGCGCCACUGUGGGUUGCGAAUGCUGUGGUUUGCAAAUGUGCAUCCCAUACAGCUCACAUUCGCAAUGCGAGCUUUCACUGUAUUAUUGUAUAAUUAUGAGAUAUGGGUAUGAUCUUCGAAGCUCGUAUAAUUUUAGAAGGGGAUGUGGCUGUGGCUGUAAAGUAGAGCAGCCUUUCAUUCCUGAACUUACCACUGCUCUACUGCUUAUCGGUUGCAAAUGUUUGGAUUCUGUAACGUCAUUGCACAAGUAUAGAGACUGAUACAAGCCACAGGAUUCAGUAUCCAGAGAAUUCCAGAAUCAAGGCAUGUUUAAAUCCUAGGUGGAAUCUACACGCAUAUAAAAACCGUUCUGAAAAUGCUUUUAAAAAUAACAAUAAUAUUGAAUUUCCCAUAAGGCUCACUAUCACCAUCUAGUGCCACAUUGCAUAUUGCACUUAAAACACACCUGAAACGUUUUAUAUGCAGCUGUAUAGCUGAGGGAUGCGGGUGGCGCUGUGGGUAAAACCUCAGUGCCUAGGACUUGCCGAUCGCAUGGUCGGCGGUUCGAAUCCCCGCGGCGGGGUGAGCUCCCAUCUUUUGGUCCCAGCUCCUGCCCACCUAGCAGUUCGAAAGCACCCUUAAGUGCAAGUAGAUAAAUAGGUACCGCUUUAUAGCGGGAAGGUAAACGGUGUUUCCGUGUGCUGCGCUGGUGCUGGCUCGCCAGAGCAGCUUCGUCACGCUGGCCACGUGACCCGGAAGUGUCUCUGGACAGCGCUGGCCCCUGGCCUCUUAAGUGAGAUGGGCGCACAACCCUAGAGUCGGACACGACUGGCCCGUACGGGCGGGGGAACCUUUACCUUUACCUAGCUGAGUCCCUACCCUUCAUUUUGUUUAGAAUUUCAGGAUGGCGUCCAAUCAGUUAUAUCACCGCAAAAUGUAGACACGGCGGGAAGCGGAUGGGCAACGGUCUUUCCUCCAACCCAUGUUUCGUGCUCCCAUGAUCCUCCAGUCCUCUCUCUCCUCCCUUGCAGGGACGGUGCCACAGCUGAGGAGUCUCCACAGCCAACUGCCCACGCCGAGUGA